UCAUCUUCUAAACACAUCAGUGCUCUCCACUUCUGAAAAAAUGAAAAACCUGAUCUUGGUCGCUCUGAUCCUCCAGCUGCUGAUCACAGUAAUAGACAGUAAUGGAGCGUCACAGUUUAAAUUUGGAGACAUGUUAGCAUUCUACAGAAAAUGUGCAGGAAAAGAAGAUGUGUACAAGCACUAUGCUAUCUAUGUGGGCCCAAGCAAUAAGAUAGACGUCGGCCAAGGUGAUAAUGACAUAUUUCACCUCACAGGUGGCCCAGUUUCCGAAUAUAAGUUCGGUAAAUUUGAAGAGACAAAAGGAAGUUCAACAAAAGUGGAAGUGGACAACUACUUUGACAAGACUGAUGAAAUCAAACCAGCAAACAUUGACGACAACGUUAAAGAAAUCAUGGAGCGAAUCAAGAAAAGCAAUGGAAACUGUCAACUAUAUGGACCCUUAAAUAAAAACUGUGAGCACUUUGCUACCUGGGUGCGCUAUGGCAAGCCUACUGCUAAGCAGGACGGCACAUUCGUUGAACCUAUUUUUACAGCAAAUGAGGCUGUAAAGAAAAAGAUGGCAGAAGUAAGUCAUGAGCACGUGAUGGAGCUGAAUUGUCACUUUACAAACUAACAAGUAUCUCACCAGAGAAUCCUGUCAGCCUGUCUUGCUCUCCUCUGUACUUUCCUCCUGAUGUGAGGUCUUGUUUGAAAUAAAAAAUAA
Epinephelus fuscoguttatus (brown-marbled grouper) is the source of this 703-nucleotide messenger RNA. Its product is annotated as phospholipase A and acyltransferase 4-like. The transcript has 5 exons. Gene Ontology annotation, biological process: N-acylphosphatidylethanolamine metabolic process. NCBI's taxonomy places the organism in Eukaryota, Metazoa, Chordata, Actinopteri, Perciformes, Serranidae. Gene Ontology annotation, cellular component: cytoplasm. The record is from RefSeq and is a predicted model, not a curated record. Bases 41 to 613 code for a protein of 190 amino acids. Gene Ontology annotation, molecular function: A2-type glycerophospholipase activity; glycerophospholipid phospholipase A1 activity.